Phycomyces blakesleeanus NRRL 1555(-) is the source of this 1791-nucleotide messenger RNA. RefSeq lists its product as hypothetical. The record is from RefSeq and is a predicted model, not a curated record. The transcript is spliced from 7 exons. The coding region runs from base 1 to 1791 and encodes 596 amino acids. NCBI's taxonomy places the organism in Eukaryota, Fungi, Mucoromycota, Mucoromycetes, Mucorales, Phycomycetaceae.
AUGGCCAUCCGGAUUAGUCCAGAUGAAUGUUCAUCUGCCAAACACGCAAUGAAUCAAGAACCUCUAUCUCUUGGCGCCAUCAUUGACAUGAUAGCAGGUCUGUGCACAUGUAACCAGAUCAGCUUUGGUACCAGUGGAAAUAGGCAAAACCCCACUUGCAUGGUCCGGUAUGAGAGAAGCAGAAUGCUCCAGAUCGCAAUGAUCCCAGGUCCAGGUGCACCUGCCAAUUUCUGGUCGUUCAUGGAACCAACGAUGAAAGAGCUCCUGGUGUUGGAGAGUGAAGGGAUGGUCGUCAAGACACCAAACGAGACCAUUUGUGCCAAGGUACAUGUCUUAAUGGUCACUGGUGACAUUCCCACCUUAGCAAAGUUGGCAUGUCAUUCUGGACAUAUGAGCAAAGAUGGUUGCCGUAUCUGUCAUGUUGUCGGCCAAUGUCCCAAGCACGGACAAUACUUCAGAACUUUGCCCAGCACCAAUAUCCGUACGCUGGAAAGUUUCCAGAAUUUUUCCCAGGCCAGUGCAUCCAGCCGCAAAGGGUUAAACGGACAAUCCCCCCUGGCAACAUUGAAGGUAUUCUCUGGACCAUUGUUUUUUGCCCUCGAUGAGAUGCAUGGACUUUGCCAUGGAAUAAGCAAGCAGAUCUGGGGUUUGGUUUCUGGUACCUAUGGAACAGACCAUUGUUUUGCUCUUUCUUCUGGUGUUCGGAAGGAGAUCGGUACAGCAAUGGAUGUAUACAAGAACCCUGGGUCGUUCAAGGCCGUCGAUUGGGCAGACUUUCUUCUGUUCGUCAUCCCUAUGCUGGUGGCAGAGCAUAUUGGAGAUGCAACUGCCCAGAACGCGUUACUUGGCUUGGUUCAAGCAUGUAACCUACUAAUGAGCUGGGAGUUAUCAGCAGAGGAACAAACCUCUAUCAAAAGUAAACUUGAAAUAUGGAACAUGUACCUGGAAUCGCUGCUUACAAGUGGAAAAAUCAAAAUCAAUAUUUUCACUAUAAACCAGCAUCUUCUUCAGCACUAUCCUCUCAUGAUUGACGCAUACGGCCCACCUCGUGCAUAUAGCGCCAGAUCCGUGGAACGGGCAAUCGGUGAAUACUCAAGGGCUAUCAAGAAGGCCGGAGCCACUGUCAUGAUUAUAGAAGCAAGAACAGCACGACACUUACAAUAUGAAGAUUCCACUGCUGGUUGGCCGUUGACAGAUGAGGGUGAGCGUGUUGGUGCUGGGUCUGAUAUUGAGUUCUGGGGGCCUUUGAGGAAUAGAACGAUCCGAGAUAGUUUUGAAGGCAUUUCUUGUCUUUCGAAACUUCUUGAAGACUUCUACAAAUCAAAGGGGGAAGAGUGUAGUAUGAUUGAAGCAGCUAUACAAACUAGCCGCAAGGCAUUUGUCAAUGGUUGUGUGAUUGACUCUGCACUCGACCAAAAUUGUGUAAGGGAGGCACAUAACAUCAGAUUACAGAUUCAGGUUGAUGAAAACCGCAACAUAAAUUCUGCAUACUCCCCGGUUUACAAGGAUUUCUUCGGAAAAGUUGUUGUCUUCUUUGAGCACAAGCUCAACAACAAGAGAUGGCCGCUUGCUCUUGUAGAGAUUGCAGCAGUCCGUUUGGUAAAUGGUAUACCAGUUGUUAACAAUGGGCAAAUGAAGCCAAAGGUAGUUCACCUGGCAGAUGUCAAAGAAUUGGUUGGUUUGGUGAAGUCGGACGCAACUAUAAAUACAACAACAACAACAACAUACAUAGUGUGGCCAGAGCUUAACCGCGGCCCAAAAUUGUCACUUGGUUCUCUUGCAGACCUAUAA